Messenger RNA from Octopus sinensis (East Asian common octopus), 2200 nucleotides. Its product is annotated as glutamate decarboxylase 1-like. Gene Ontology annotation, cellular component: cytoplasm. Gene Ontology annotation, molecular function: carboxy-lyase activity; pyridoxal phosphate binding. NCBI's taxonomy places the organism in Eukaryota, Metazoa, Mollusca, Cephalopoda, Octopoda, Octopodidae. Gene Ontology annotation, biological process: carboxylic acid metabolic process. The transcript is spliced from 17 exons. The record is from RefSeq and is a predicted model, not a curated record.
CGUUCUUCUCCUCUUUCUCCCCUUCUCUUCCCCUCGCCCUCUCAAACUCCCACACACUGUCAUCACAGACAUAAAAACACAGGCUACAGUCACCGCAGACAGGACUACAACAGCAACAUCACCAACAACACGCAGCGACCACAACAACAACAACAACAACAUAAACAGACGGACACAAACAAACACUACAAAAACAACAACAGCAACAACAUCGACAUCGUGGACAACAACAUUUCGGCCAAUCAUGUUUCGAAAGAUAGUCCAGGAAGUCCAAGAAAUGUUCUCUCAAAAAGUCCAUACCAAUUCAGACAUGAGACCUCCCCAUACUCUUGGGGCUACAUUCGACUCGAAUUCUCUAACUCACUACCACGGAAGCAAUGGACCCGAUUGGUCGGAAUUUGAACAUUAUUUUGCGACAGAAUUAUUUCCGAAGGAAGGAGGAGCCGAAAAAUCUUACCGAUUCCUUCUCCAGCUUGUCCACAUGCUCUUCGAGUAUAUAUCUCAGGAAAACCUCCGUUCCAAUAAAAUUCUUGACUUCCAUUUGCCCCACGAACUCUUGCAAAUCUUCAAUUCGCGAUUAUACGUUGAUGCCGAACCUCACAGUUUGGACCAAAUUCUCAAAGAUUGCAGGGAGACGCUCGUCUACUGCGUUUAAAAAGGGCACCCACGUUUCCUAAACCAACUGUCGUCUGGACUUGACAUAAUUGGGCUUGCUGGCGAAUGGCUAACAGCUACAGUUAAUACCAACAUGUUUACAUAUGAAGUGGCUCCUGUUUUCACCUUGAUGGAAGCAGUUGUACUGGAACGGAUGAGGCAUAUCGUGGGUUGGAAAGACGGAGAUGGAAUAUUUUCCCCAGGUGGAGCCAUAUCAAACCUUUACGGCGUCUUAACUGCCAGGCAUUACGCAUGUCCAGAUAUCAAACAGAAAGGCUUACUCGGAAAGAAACAAUUGGUGCUUUUCACUUCAGAACAGAGUCACUUUUCUAUGCUCCGAGCUGCUAUUGAUGUAAAAUGGCUUUGGGAUUCGUUGAAGAACAUUUUGCAGCUGUUUCUCGGAAAUACCUUGAUAUUUCCACAACAGAAGAAUUACGGUUUCAUUUCUGUGACUCCGAUCUUGGUAGGAAAAAUGAAAGUGGCUGAACUUGAAGAAAAAAUAAUCGCCGCGAAGAUUGGCGGCAAAUUACCGUUCUUUGUGAAUGCCACUUGUGGAACGACGAUACUCGGAGCAUUCGACCCUGUUAAUGACAUUGCAGAUGUGUGCGAGCGUCACAAUGUCUGGCUCCAUGUUGAUGGAGCAUGGGGUGGUUCAGUACUUAUGUCCAAGAAACAUCGACAUUUGUUGAACGGAAUUGAAAGAGCCAACUCCUUGACGUGGAACCCACACAAACUACUCGGAGUACCACUGCAGUGCUCAGCCUUCUUGUUGCGAGAGAAAGGAAUCAUGCAGCAAUCCAAUGAGAUGCAUGCAGACUACCUGUUCCAGAAGGACAAGAAUUACGAAGUGAUCUACGACACGGGAGACAAGACAAUCCAAUGCGGCAGGCACAAUGACAUCUUCAAGUUCUGGCUCAUGUGGAGGGCAAAGGGAGAAAAAGGAUUCGAAGCCCACAUCAACAGAAUGUUUGAACUUGGAAAUUAUUUGAGAGAAUUAAUACGAAAGCGUGAAGGAUUCAAGUUUGUAUUAGAAAAGGGAGAGUGUACAAACGUCUGCUUCUGGUAUGUUCCGUUGAGAAUUCGAGAAAUGGACGACGACGAGAGAAAGAAAAGCGAAUUGCAUCAAGCUACCAGGUGCAUCAAAGCUAUGAUGAUGGAGAACGGAUCUCUUAUGGUAGGCUACCAACCCCUGGGCGAACACCCCAAUUUUUUUAGAGUGGUCAUUUCUAACGCAGCAGUUAUGGAAAAAGAUCUGGAUUUCUUAGUAGAAGAAAUUGACCGCUUAGGGAGAACUCUUUGAUUUUUGCUUUCUUUACCAUUUUCACAUUUACGUAUAGAAAUCUUCGUGAUAGAAAUUGAGCUGAUCGUGAAAUGCAGUUGAUUAACUAGAAGAUAAUGCUGUUGCUGUUGCUGUUGUUGUUGAUGAUGUUAUUAAUGAUGAUGAUGAUGAUGAUGAUGAUGAUGAUGAAAACGAUGAAUGGUAAUGAUGAUGACGGCGUCGACGGUGAUGACGGUUAUCAUGUGGAUGGUGAUGUUGCUGCUGGUG